This is a messenger RNA of Microcebus murinus (gray mouse lemur), 1479 nucleotides long. Lineage: Eukaryota; Metazoa; Chordata; Mammalia; Primates; Cheirogaleidae. The record is from RefSeq and is a predicted model, not a curated record.
CGCGCGGCGUCACGUGAGCGCUGCUCGCGACCCGCGGCCCUUUUGGUUGGCCCACGCUGUGCUCUGCCGCCGGGUACGUCAGGCGCGCGGCUGAGGCGGAGAUGGCUGCCGUGCUGCAGCGCGUAGAGCGGCUGUCCAGUCGAGUGGUGCGUGUGUUGGGCUGUAACCCGGGUCCUAUGACCCUGCAGGGCACCAACACCUACCUAGUGGGGACCGGCCCCAGGAGAAUCCUCAUUGACACUGGAGAACCAGCAAUUCCAGAAUAUAUCAGCUGUUUAAAGCAGGCUCUAACUGAAUUUAACACAGCAAUCCAGGAAAUCAUAGUGACUCAUUGGCACCGGGAUCAUACUGGCGGCAUAGAAGAUAUUUGUAAAAGCAUCAGUAAUGACACUACCUAUUGUAUUAAAAAACUCCCACGGAAUCCUCAUAGAGAAGAAAUUAUAGGAAAUGGAGAACAACAAUAUGUUUAUAUGAAAGAUGGAGAUAUAAUUAAAACUGAGGGAGCCACUCUAAGAGUUAUAUAUACACCUGGCCACACUGAUGAUCAUAUGGCUAUCUUCUUAGAAGAGGAAAAUGCUUUCUUUUCUGGAGAUUGCAUCCUAGGGGAAGGAACAACUGUAUUUGAAGAUCUCUAUGAUUAUAUGAACUCCCUAAAAAAAUUAUUGAAAAUGAAAGCUGAUAUUAUAUAUCCAGGACAUGGCCCAGUAAUCCAUAAUGCCGAAGCUAAAAUUCUGCAGUACAUUUCUCACAGAAAUAUCCGAGAACAGCAGAUUCUUACAGUAUUUCGUGAGAACUUUGAAAAAUCAUUUACAGUAAUGGAGCUUGUAAAAAUUAUUUACAAGAAUACUCCUGAACAUUUACAUAGAGCGGCUGAACAUAAUCUUUCACUUCAUUUGAGAAAACUAGAAAAAGACGGAAAAAUAUUUAGCAACACAGAUCCUGACAAGAAAUGGAAAGCCAACCUUUAGUUUUAGAUUAAUGAAAGCUUUGUUUUGUUGUUAGAGAAUGGUAUGUUUUCUUAACUAUGGAUUAUUUAUAGAGAAUAUAGAGUGUAAAACACUGAAAAUAACCCUAGAAUACUUUACAAUAAUGUCAUAUUUAUUCUAAAAUAUAUAAAUUACAUUAUACAUCAUCUAUAAUAUAGGUUAUUUAUCUAACCUUCAUCUUACAUUUUACCAAAAAUUCAGAAUCUAACAAUUUAUCAAUUUUUAAUAGAUUAUGUAAAAUGGUUGCUUUAAAAAUAUUAAAAAUUUGUGUAAUUAUUUGGAUAUAAGUUAUCUAUUACCAGUGGUCAAUAGUAGUAUUUUUUUCUAGCUACUUCAGUUAACAGCACAGAUUUCUAUGUAAUCCUUCCUUUUCCUCAACCCUUGUCUAUAUCUGUAGAUAUCAGCUUUGUUUUCAUGUUUCAAUCAAUUAUAUCAUGAUUAUGUAUUGGUUCUGUAGUUCUGUAUCAUGUGUAUUAUAAUGGUAUCCCACAAA